GGCGGCGGGAGCAACACCGUGAAGGGCGGGGCUCGCGUUGGGUUGCGGCCUCGCCCACAACACUCCGCCCCGCCCCCUGAUUAUUAUGUCCCCGUCCUUUCACCUUGGGCCCCGCUCUUUCCAUUCACCGAUCCACCCUGUUCGUCAUAAGCCCCGCCUCCCCUUUAUGACGGACGCUACGCAUGCGCACACAUGGCGCCGGCCCAGGUGAAGGCGGGCGCCGGUCGGUGGACGGGACGUUUGCUGCCGUUUUAAAACGGUCAAGCACCGAAAGACAACAUCGGGCCACAGAACAGUUGUAGGAUUUCCCCAGUUUGGACUUCACCAUAAACAAAUCCUGUUAUCGUCUGUCACUUCAGCAAGGAGGGCAGGAACCUGUGGGGUGACGGUGUGACAUGCUUCUGGGUGCCCAGACCUUGGCUGGCAAGUACUGCUUGCGGUUCAGCGUGUGCUCCCGGAGGAUCUCCACAGCAUUGUACAGGUUCAGUGGCGAGGAUUAUUACACCGUCCUUGGCAUCAAACCUGACGCAACUCUUAAGCAGAUCAAGCAGGCCUUCCUUGACCAGUCGAAGAAGCUCCAUCCUGACAUCGAUGUGUCCAACCCAGAGCUGCACAGCCGGUUUGUACGCCUGAACGAGGCCUACAGUGUGCUGAGCAAGCCCAACAGCCGCCGGGAAUAUGACAGGAGGCUGAGACUCCAACGCCACGGCCCCCCUGGAGGAGCACUUGGCAACCCUGUGGGGAGCAGCGGUAACCACGGGGACCCGUUCUUCUACAAUUGUGUGAACCCAGCACCACGCUACAGAUACAAGAUGUCUGAGCAGCAAAAGUACUGGGAGCAGUUCCGGUAUGCCACACCAGAAGACUAUGCAGAGUUUCACAGCGACAAGAAGCGGAAAAGAAACAUGAAGGUUUUUGGCUACUGUAUCUUCAUUAUGUUGGCUGGAGUAUUUAUCCACUAUGUUGGUUUCAGGAAACUGGAAGAAUUCCACAAGAAUUUCAUGGCCAACAAAGACCGAGCCAUAACGGAGAUUUAUAAUGAAUCCAAGGAGCGAGCAAGGCUGAAUGGCUUCAAGAAACAGCAGGAGAUCCUGCGGCAGAAACACGCAGAGUUCAUGGAGAAAUACAGGCUGAAGACGCGAGGGGGCAGUGAUGAGUGAGAGGUCGACGCUUCCCCACCAAACCCUUACCCUAUCCCAGACCAGCUGGGGGGAGCGGGCACCAGCACCCUCAUCCUCCGGCCUUGGGAAACGCUGUAUUGGUACUGCCCUGACCACCCCCAACCCAUAGAGCUGACUCCUAAAAAGAUGAGAGAACACAGCCCGCCGUAUUGUGUGCAUUGACUCCCAGGAGCCGGACUGGGGGCGAUGGCAAUGAUGAACAGAGGAGAGAGCUCUCAACGCAGACUGCGCUCAGACCACAGCGGCCUCCUUAGGACUUUGUAACGCAUGUUGUUUGUUGCAGUUUAGCACCAUUAAAACCUGGUUCAGAGUGUG
Molecule: messenger RNA, 1496 nt
Organism: Stegostoma tigrinum
Lineage: Eukaryota; Metazoa; Chordata; Chondrichthyes; Orectolobiformes; Stegostomatidae
Gene: dnajc4
Product: DnaJ (Hsp40) homolog, subfamily C, member 4
Exons: 8
Coding region: 396-1160 (254 amino acids)
Source: RefSeq, a predicted model, not a curated record